This is a messenger RNA of Cryptomeria japonica (Japanese cedar), 3923 nucleotides long. Its product is annotated as ubiquitin-like domain-containing protein CIP73. The coding region runs from base 172 to 3501 and encodes 1109 amino acids. The record is from RefSeq and is a predicted model, not a curated record. The transcript has 18 exons. Gene Ontology annotation, cellular component: BAT3 complex. NCBI's taxonomy places the organism in Eukaryota, Viridiplantae, Streptophyta, Pinopsida, Cupressales, Cupressaceae. Gene Ontology annotation, molecular function: misfolded protein binding; polyubiquitin modification-dependent protein binding.
UAACAAAAUAUAUAAAAUCUAAAAUCUCUUUUGAAAGUACUUGUUGUACACUCCUUCCAAUUUCCUUGUCUGUUUUACUUCUCAUAUCAGUAACAGAAGACUUAUUUUCAGCAGUUAGAAGGAUUGAACAAAAGCGAAGACAAACUCAAGUUUUGUGGCUAUUGCAGCAAGAUGACAGACAACAAUGUGAAUGAAACAGCCAUUGCUGGGAGAGAUGCAGGUGAAAGUUCCGAUGCUACUAUUGAGAUUAAGAUAAAGACACUGGAUUCACAAAUUCACACUUUACGCGUUAACAGAGAUACGCCAGUUCCCGUUCUAAAAGAGCAAAUUGCAGCAUUAACUGGUGUGCCAUUAGAAAGGCAACGUCUGAUUUGUCGGGGAAAGGUCUUGAAGGAUGAUCAACUGUUAUCAGAUUAUCAUGUUGACAAUGGACAUACAUUACAUUUGGUGGUUCGACAACCUCUUCCACCAUCUUCAUCAUCAACAUCAGGGCCAAGUGGAGGUGAUGGAACUAAUGAGCAACAAGGAGCUGAUCCUACAGCAGGUACAGGUCGUAACAGGAAUGGGCAAGUUGCUCACAACGUAGUGUUUGGGACUUUCAAUCUUCAAGACCAAGGCGAAGGUGGUUUUCCAGAUCUUAAUAGGAUUCUUGCUACUGUGCUUAAUUCUAUUGGAAUUGGCAAUCUAUCUCCUGCCAAUGUUGGUACUGGUGCUGGGCCGACUAUGAUGGUGCAAGGAAAUGCUCCAGAUGGCGGAAAUCAAGCAGAUAGUGCUGCUCAAGUUUCUCAAACUGUAAGUCAGCAACCACCUACUCAGGCAGCUUCCAAUGUUCAGUCUGAAUCUGCGCCUCGUAGUUUGAACAUGCCAUCUGCACCCCAGUUACGUCUUACUUCCCAACAUAUGGUUAUUCCUGAUGCAUUGACAACAUUAUCCCAAUACUUAAACCGUAUGGUGCAGGCUUUUUCACACGAUGGAUAUGAGAGUCAACCUCAUUCUUUUACCCCAAAUACAGGAUCACAAGACCAGGCAGCUGCAUCAGGGAUGGCUUCAUUUUCCAGAGGGUUGCCAAGGCCUGCUGCCUUAGGCAGCCUUGUUCAACACACACAACAACUUCUUAGUGGUCCUGCUCGAAAUGCAUUUUCUCAUCUUGCAGGGCUGCUGGAAGGUGAGACCACAGUGACUGAUACAGCAAUUCGUGCCCAAAUUCAGUCUACUGCUUUACGUGAUGGAAUACUGAUGCAAGAAUUGGGUGCAUUGCUACUGGAGCUUGGUCGUGCUACUUUAACAUUGCGAAUGGGUCAAUCUCAUGAUGAAUCAGUAGUAAAUGCUGGGCCUGCUGUCUACAUAUCUUCAUCUGGGCCUAAUCCUAUCAUGGUUCAGCAGCCACUGCCUUUCCAGCAUGGUGGUAGUCUUGGGCCAUUUCAAACUGGAUUUGCUCACCCAACUGCUGGGUUUACUGGAGGAGUUGCGGGUGCAGGAGAGGUGCCAAGAAAUAUCAAUAUACAUAUACACUCAGUAGGUUCAGCGGUGGUUCCUGGAGGAGGUUUGGUAAGUGCUGCUGCAAAUUCUGAUCAGGGAAACCAAACAAAUGCUCCCCAAAGUUCCGGAGUGAUAGAUCAGGUGGGUAAUGGUAUAGCAGCUUCCAGGGAGACUGGGUCAGUCCGUGUAGUGCCUGUUAGGACUGUCGUUGCAGCUGUUCCUGUGCGCCCUCCUACUGAGGGAACUAAUGCAACAAAUAAUGUUUUUUAUCCACUUCUGACAACAAUUCAGCAGUUGAAUUCUACACAAAGUGUUCCAAUUAGAGGUUUGGCACAGGCAACAAUUGGGCUCCAAUCUAAUGGUACUGAUGGUGCUCAGCAACAGUCACUAGGAACAGUGAAUUUCGAUCAAGCACAGGCCAAUUCUAUUUUAGCCCAAAUUCAAGCACAAGCACAAAAUUUUCAAGGAGGCAUGCAAGCUCUGAAUUUCCAGGCUCAAAAUGUGGAGGGAGGUAUUCAAACACGGAAUUCCUUCUCUGUCCCUGCAAUGCCCUCAGCCGCUAACACUCCUGUUUCUGUACAACAUGACACUCAAAAUCAGAGUGCUGAUUGUGCAGCCACAAUGACAGAUCAAGAAAUAAUGAAUCAAGGAUUAUCUCAUGAGAAUUCAGCUACAGAUAUUGAUGGAGAAGAUACAUUACGAAAUGAUAACAUCAGCAAUAUUCCUGUUUCUGGCAGCAAUGAAAUGGCAUAUAUUGCAAAUGCUGUAUUGCAGCAGAUGAUGGGAACUUAUGGCAGAUCUGGAAGAGACAAUCAACAACAGUCCGAUCAACAACAGUCAACUGCCGGUGUAUCCUCUAGGAAUGAGUCGACUUCUACGACAAAUGAGCCAAAGUCACUUGUGAAGCAAUUUGAGGACAAGAAGGAUUUACGGCAAUCUGAAAAUACAAAUACAGAAAAGGGAUCAGGUUUGAGGUCCGCAGAUAUUGAUAUGCAGGAAUGUGAUUUGGCUUCUACAUCGGGAAAAGAAGUUGCUUCAACCAGCUGUACUAAUUCUCAAAGUAAAACACUGCAAUCAAAAUCUGAUGCCCACACAGCAGUACCUGCAGGAUUAGGUCUUGGGGGACUACAGCCUCUACCUUCUAAGAAGCGUGUUAAACAAACCCACAAAUUACCAGCAAAUAAUGAUGCAGCACCCUCAGGUGAUAAAGAGAGAGAGUUGUCUAUUGAAAGGGGACAAAAUGUUCAACAAGACCAUAUUCCCAACAGUGUCUCAAAUGAUCGCAGAGCACAUGAAAAUGGGUUACCAGGGCAACUGCCUGGUGGGCUUGCACAGAUGUUUGGAAGCAUGGCUCCAGGAGGACGCAGUGGUAGUGGAAGAGUGGACAUUGGGGAUAUCAUGUCUCAACUUCUCCGCACUCCAACUGUGAACAAUUUUUUAAGAGGAGUGGCAGAACAGACAGGUACAGUUGCUCCAGGGGAAUUAAGUAACAUAAUAGAACAGGUUACACAAAGCCCAGGUCUCAGAAAUACAAUGCAACAAAUGACAGAGCAACUUGGAGAACACAGUGAAGAAUUGGAAAAUGCUUUUUCGGGAAUGGUUGGAAGACAAGGUGGCUUUGAUUUCUCAAGAGUUAUGCAACAGAUGAUGCCUAUCAUGUCUCAAGUUCUUGGCGGUACUUCAGGCGGUACAUCUUUUGGACUUGGUUCUGAAGCACAAUCAAGAGCUUCAAAUUCAGAGGCUUCAACUGAAGAUGAUCAUGCAGCUAAUCAAAAUUCUCUGAUUAAUUUGGAACCGAUUGUCCAGAAACUUGAAAAUCAUGAUCCACCUCAAGAGGUGUUUAGAUCUAUGGUUGAAAAUGCUAUGGCACUCUACACUGCAAAUGAUGGAUCCCAUAAUGGAGGAAACACUUCUGAGGUUCUCCAUCAGUUAUCUAAUACUGAAGACCUUGCCAAUGAAUACCUUGCUAUGUUAAACAGAGAUCUCAUUGCACGUCUUCAAUCCGACUCCGGAUCAGCUUAGAAUUCUUGAUAUUCGGCCUUUGGUGGUGACAGCUAAAUCAUGAUAAUUGUUUAUCUUCAAUUGUUGGUGGUGAGUUGUGACAGAAGCUCGCUUAUUUGAUAUAGGGCCUAUCUCAUACAUUCCUGGUUUUCAAGAGAUUAUAAAUUAUUGAAGCGGCUGCAUGUUUGUUAGCUAGCAUUUUGAUUUUGUAUGUCACAUUUUGUAUAAAUGGGAAUGAUGAAGCUUAAAUUUGCUUGUAGCUUUCUAGCUGAAGAACUUGAAUCAUCAGGGAUGGGUUCAUUUUAAUAAACCUUUCUCCUUGAAGAUCCAAUUUCUCUGAUAUUUGCAGCAGGCAAGAACAAAUUAUAAUAUCUCGUAAUAUCCUGCAAUUGUCUUUAUAUUGUAAAAUUUGAGUUCUACAAGGAAAACAAAGAUUAAGAAAA